GAAGCUCCAAGCAAACAGGAGGAGGAGGAGGAGGCAGCCACGAAGAUUCAGGCAAUCCAUCGGGGCAACCUCGCGCGCAAGGACGGCCGCUGCAAGCAGCCGGAGAAGGCGGCGAAGGCAGCUCAAAGCAAGACAGAGGAGGAAGCAGCCACGAAGAUCCAGGCCAUCCACCGCGGAAACCUCGCGCGCAAGGACGCUCGGAGCACCGAGAAGCAGAAUGCGACUGAGCAGGAACGCCCGGGGCGCAGCAGCAAAGGCAGCCGCUCUCUCAGGGCCAGCAUCGUGGAGAUGGCCGGCCCGAAGCACAGCGCCGAGCGAGCCUCGCGCACACGGCGGCACGCGGAGACCGCCAAGUCCUCACGCAGUGGCAGCGCAGGUCACUCCCCUCGACGAAGCCGGAGCUCGCAGGGCAGCGAGUCCGACCGAAGCCCCAGCGCAGGCAGAGACCCGGCGGCGAAGUUGUACGCCAUGCCAUCGUCGCUGGCAACUCCAGCCACCCCGGUCUCCUGGCUCGUCGAGGAGUUCGGAGGGGCUACGAGCUCCCGUGCGACGACGCCCUCGCCACGCCCCGUGUCUCCAAAGCGCAGCGCCUCAGCACCCAACUCGGCGCGAGUUCGCCCGAACUCUGGUGCAGCGCUGCGCCAAUUCCGUGCCGAGCUCUUGCGCCGAGAAGGAUCUUUUGCUGCUGGCUGGAGAAGAAUCUUGGACAGCUCCGCAACCGGCUUUGUGACGCAUGCAGAGUUCUGCGAAGCGUGUCGCCGAAUGAACUAUCGUGGCAAUAUCCGUGACGCCUGGCAUGAACUGGAUGCUGAUGGGUCCGGCAAGGCCACGAUCUGCGAGCUCGAUUGGCCCACUGCCGAGGUGCUGGGGAAGUUCACCACCGCUCUCGCUUCGCGCUUUGGCGGCGUGGACCAGGCCGCGAAAUCCUGGGGCCUGCGUGGCGGCCGGCGGCUCCGAAAGGAGGAGUUCCGGUCCCUCCUCUCGGGCAUCCUGGAGCCACGCGAGGCUGACAGCAUCUUUCGAAUGAUCUGCUGCCACGACACGUUGGCCAGGCCGUCCGUCCGUGCCGAGGACCUUCGCUGGCUGCAACAACUGAGCCCGUCCCUGCCUCGCGUUGCGGCGAAUCGCGUCGAACCCGGGAUGCUGGCAGCCGAGCAGCUAAACGAGCCCGGGCUGGCCUUCCAGACACCGGGCGAGGUUCCAUCAGAAGCAGUUGGUGAACCAUCCGGGUCAGUGGCUCCCUUAGAGCCGGGCGAGACGAGCCCCAGGACUCCGCGAACUCCCAGAAGUGCCUCGCAGCCUCUGACGAAGCGUCAGGAGCCGGGAGACGAAGGGUUCAUGCGGUUGACCAGGGAGGACCUCUACAACCGGCUCUAUCGUGAGGCGAAGGACUUCCACAAGAGAAAGCAGGAGAAGCACGAGAAAGAGGGCCUGUUUAAGAAGCCAGAGCCCAACCUGUCUGCAGCGCAGACCGGAAGCACGGCAUACUUCAAGCGCCUCUACAAUAAGGGGCUCCUGCAAAAGGCACAGCAGGAGGAGAGGCGGCAGAGACUGGAGAGGGAAGCUGACGAGCACUUCCGGAAGCCUCGACAGCCCCGGAGGGACGUCCCUUCCUGGCUGCACAAAGCCAAUCCGGAGCUCUCGGCAAAGCUACAGGAGCCAGUGUGGACGAGGUUGCAGAAGCCUCGCGAACCGAAAAAGGAGGAGCCCACGCCUGUGGCGACGCCGCGACACCUCACUGUCGAAUCCGUCUCGACUGCAGCUUGCCGAGCUGAUGUGGCAGCCGCGGCAGCGGAUCGCCUAUACUCGCAAGCCCAGAAAAGAAAGGAACGACAGAGGAAGAAGAAGGAUGCCGAGGAUGGGCUGCAUGCCAUCAAGGAAAAGAAAGAGAAGGAAGUCAAGCUCACCAAGGAGCGCCAGAAUGAUCUCGUCCUGCGGCUGCACAACUAUGGUCAGGAGAAGCAGAAGGAGGCGAUGGAGAAGCGUGAGGAAGCCAGAAAGGUGGCCGAGGAAGAAGUCCGGCAGCUCGCAGACCGCCGCCGCGGAAAGAGCAACAAGGUGCGGCCGGAGACUUUCUUCCGCCUGCAUCUCGAUGGGUUGCAGAGGGAAGAGGCUUUGGCCGAGCGUCGCAAGAUGAAGGAGAUGGAAGAGGAACACAGGCUCAAGGCAGAAAGCAUUCACUGCGGAGCUGCUCCGAAUCCGGACGUCUUCCACAUGCUCCACACGUCAUACAAUGCAAAGCAAGGGCGCGUUGUCAGCAAGACGGCAGAGGCAGAGGAAGACGAGGCCGAGGCAGCCUCGGCAGCCUCGGAGGAAGGGUCCGAGCACUUCGACACCGAAGUCGAGCAGGCCCUUGAUCUAAGCGCCUGGAAGCUCUCUCAGGGCCCGCGGUCACCAGAUGAUGGAGGCGGCGAAGACGAUCCACAUCCAAGGUCAAGGGGGUCAUCCGAUCGCCGCAAAAGCAACGAGGAGGAUCGAGCAUCGACGUUGCAGGAGCUCCGAGAGGUAAGGCGCAGCCGGCUGGCGAUGAACGACUGGAUGGAGAUGCAGAAGCGUGAGCUGAAGGCUGGCGACGAUCGCUUCAGGACUCCGCCCGGUGCCAGCAUCGCUCCUGGUGAGAGGCCUGCCGACUCGCCUUCCCUGGAAGGUGGGCCAGAAAGCGACGAGAGGGCCCUGCAAGCGCUGCUGCAAAGGAGACCGGGCUCGGUGCCAGGUGGCAAGCGCCGUUCCGUUGCAGCAACCCUGCUCUCGAAGGAGCUCUUCGGCUCUGACGACGAGAAGGAUGACCCGCUCCCCUCACAGUCUUCGCACGACGCCGAUCCCCUCUGGGGUGCCGUAUCAGACAUCGUCUCCUGGAAGCGCAAGGAUGAAGCAACCUGA
Symbiodinium sp. CCMP2456 is the source of this 2880-nucleotide messenger RNA. NCBI's taxonomy places the organism in Eukaryota, Dinophyceae, Suessiales, Symbiodiniaceae. The record is from the annotation of a GenBank genome assembly.